Arabidopsis thaliana (thale cress) is the source of this 1193-nucleotide messenger RNA. RefSeq names its product Leucine-rich repeat (LRR) family protein. NCBI's taxonomy places the organism in Eukaryota, Viridiplantae, Streptophyta, Magnoliopsida, Brassicales, Brassicaceae. The coding region runs from base 165 to 626 and encodes 153 amino acids. The transcript is spliced from 2 exons. Gene Ontology annotation, biological process: defense response. The record is from RefSeq and is marked reviewed.
AAUAUCUCUUGAAUGUGUCUCCAUCUCAGGAUUAUAGUGAUGGAAGCUCAAGUUUGAGAUUUUUCCCUCAGAUUUCAAGUAACAUCAUAUGCCUAUGGUGGCGUUAUUGUCCAUUGAAGCGUUUGCCUUCUAAUUUUAAGGCUGAGUAUCUGGUUGAACUCAUAAUGGAGGAUAGUGACCUUGAGAAGCUGUGGAAUGGAACUCAGUUACUUGGAAGCCUAAAGAAGAUGAUUCUGCGUAAUUCCAAAUAUUUGAAAGAAAUUCCAGAUCUUUCUUUAGCCACAAACCUCGAGAGACUAGAUCUUUGUAAAUGCGAAGUGCUAGAAAGUUUUCCAACUCCUCUCAACUCGGAAUCUCUUGAGUACCUCAAUCUCCUACGAUGCCCCAAGUUGAGAAAUUUCCCUGAGAUUAUUAUGCACAGUUUCAGAGGAGAAAUUGACAUCGAGGUAGCAGAUUGUUUAUGGAACAAGAAUCUCCCUGGACUCGGUUAUCUUGAUUGCCUUAGGAGAUGUAAUCCAAGUAAAUUUCGCCCAGAACAUCUCAAAGACCUCACAGUGAGAUGUAACAACAAGCUUGAGAAGCUAUGGGAAGGCGUCCAGGUAAUUCAUACGUAUAUUAUAUAUUGAUCAAGAUUCAAUAAGAGAUUCAUCCGUACAAAUAAGGAGAAAGGCCUAGUAUUGGGUAUGUGCUACAAGGAGUUGGGCCGAACACAUGAGAAGUCUAUGGAGAGCUUCUAGAAAGAGUGAAGGCGCACAAAUAUCUCUUGUAGCCGUUGAAGAGGACUCACGAGUGUCUUUAGCGACAUGGUCAACCAAGGACCAGUCGCUCUCACCAUCAAGACCAAGGAACCUCUUCUCUCAUGUCUCUUUCAGUCUUACGUUAAUUGUAAACGGUCAUAUUCCCUUUGUGUGUCUUUAAAUACAUUGUAAACACACAAAGGUUACUAACUAAUUCUAUCAAUAUGAUUUGGUCAUUCUCACUCAUAUACCAACUCUCUUGUUCUUCAUAAUUCUCUUACUCUUUGCUACAAUUCCGCAUAUUCUUUCAUUAUAUACAAGGACAACUGAUAACCACAAAAUUUGUGUUUUCAAAAUAUCUUUGUAGAGGAAACGAAUGUAAGUUUCUGUCUACUUGCCUAGAAAUUGAAAUAUUAUUUCUGUCUUGUACAAAGACUAAGACUUAUCAUAAUUCAG